GUACAAUACAAUUUCGAUUUCUACGAGAUAUCGAGUUGGCGAGAACACGACCGUACCGCGCCAUAAUAACCAGAACCCUAAACGCCAUCAGUGACAAUGAUGCACCGUUAGCUUCCGACCUCGUCGUGCACCAGGAAGCGGUGACGUUGCCAAGACCCGAUCCUGAGGAGCGUGCCGAACUUCGCCAUUCCGAAUAAGCGAGGGACAAAUUUACGUAAUACUCUACCACUCUCUCCUCUUCGUCUCUUCCUUCCUACUGGUUCCUUUCUGUUCCUCAUCGCAGCACGGAUUAUUCGUUUUCGUACGCGACAGAGAGAGAAAUAGAUAUCGGUAUAAGAGAGGAACGAGGUACGAAGAGUUUGAAGGAAGAGAGGCAGAGAUAGACGUAGAAUGGUCGGAGAGUGUAGCUCACCACCGCUGCCCGGUAUUUUUAGUGCGACGAGAGUAUUUGGCGGGGCGCACCGAAUCCUCCUCCUCGUCUUCGUGAACGGUCGACGUCGGCCGUCGUCUCCGUGACCGCCGUUGUGGUCGUGCUUCUCUUUAGUGCCUUCGUCGGCGUCCCUGUUGCACGAUGCUCGCACCUACGGCCGAGUGAUGAACCUGCGGCCAGGUCCGCGUCGAAAUUCUCCGGCAAUCGUCGCUGGAUCACUUUUCUAAUCUUCCGAGUAAUCUGUAUAAUCCUUCAAUCUCUCGAUCGUCUUCUGUAUAUUGGCGCGCGUGUGUGUAUGUGUGAUUUUGCAAUCAAGUCGAAUCUGUGAGUCGACUGUUGUUUCUCGCAGCCGUUGUGCGACACAGGGUAAAGAUACAACGUCGCUUGUGUCACGCUGAGGACACUCCGCAAGCUCUAACGGCACGACCUUGAAGCCUGUUGUAACCACGGUCCGAAGAGCUGUCUCGCGUUGGAUAUUCGAGGAAACGCACGCGAGGGAAAACUGACGCGUAUCGAAUCGCGCGAUUCAAAGUGCGAAAACAAACAGAAUUACCGAAGGAAGCUGCCGUGUGGAAUGUAGUCCGGGAAGUUGAAUUCCAUUGGAUUGUUGCACGAAGAGUUUCUUAGAUCAACUUUUCUGAGAGUUGCUAUCGAAAUCAAAGACUCGGUCGUCAAUCAAACAUUGGAUCGUUGGCUGGAGAUUCUCCACGUGGCUUUAGUCGAAAUCGAAACUUUGGAAUUAACAAUCGAUUAAUCAAAUCGUUGGAUGAAGAUCUUUUUGUUGAUUUGGAUCGAAAUCGAACACUUGCAAGCAUCAGAUCGUUGAACGAACAGUUUGCUAUUUGUUUCUAUUGAAAUCGAAGAUUUGGAAGCAGUGGCCAAGCACCGGAUCAAUUGAUCGAGAGUUUCCUAUUUGGUUUCUAUCGAAAUCUAUCGAUUAGAUUGUUGGACGAAGAUCUUCCACUUGGUUUUGAUCGAAAUCCAAGUUUUGGAAGUAUGAACUAAUUACUUAGACGAGGAAUUUUGUAUUUGCUUCUGACAGGUAUCGUUAAGCCAUCGAUCAAAUUGCUGGAAGAUUUUCUACUUUAUUUUCUCUAGGUUUACUAAGAUUUUUCAUGAAGGUAAAAGGUUUGAAAGAAUCAACCAAUCGAGUGGAUAAUUGGACGAAGAUUUUCAACUUACUUUUGACAGAAAUCGAAACCUUGCAACUGUAGAUCGAUUAAUCGGACUAUCGAGAAUUUUCCACUUGAUUUCCAUCGAAAUCAAAGGUUUAUAAGGAUUAAUCAGAAUAGAUAGCCGCGUGAGCGUCGAAACUGUGUCUCGAUGUUCAUCUUCGCGCCACGCGACAACAUGUCGACGUCUCGUCAAGAUUCGACGGGUCGGCGAAGUCGAUACGCGCGCUCUUCGACCACGACGAGCGUCACUCAGCUCCUCAGCGACUCGUGUUCGAAUCUCCUACAACGAUUAACCACCAGAGUACGAGGAAUGUCUACGGUGAACGACAACGUGGGGAACAAACCAUCUGUUACAAGACCAUCGCCGAUCGUCAGUCAAUUGAACAGCGCAAGAGCACGUUUAGAGGACAAGUACUGUACAAUCCUGGACAAAUAUUCGAGAAAGAAGCAUCACGAUCAUACGGAUCGACCGUCCAUCGAGUACAGACGCACUCGCGAACGAGAUCGAGAUCACGCUUAUUAUCGUCGCGAAGACAGCCCGUUUGUCCGCGACGAGAAGACCCUGGAACCUUCGAUGACCCGGACCGUGAUUAAGAGCCAAACCAGCGUGGUGCUCUCGGAAAAAGCGUAUCCCUACGUGAGAUCUCCCACCGCGAAAGAGUUCAAACGCGAGAAAACACCCGGUUAUCAUCGUGUAGACAAACACGCUUUACAAAAUUCAGACGCAUAUCGUAGAUACGGAAGACACAAAUCUGGCCACGCGGAGACGCGUACGAGAAAAGUGAGACCGUAUAGAAACGGUAAAAGCGAGCAAUUGGAAUCUUCGUCCGCUGCUCUUCGAAUAGUUCGGCCGAUGAAAGUGGAGCCUCUGGUGUCGAAAGAGAAGGACGAUGAUCCUGACAAGACACCAACGAGUAGCGUAGUCAGAGAAAACGUCAACGAUGUCAGCGUCCUUCCGAUCAUCGACUCCGAGGAAAGUGAUCCGGCGAUCUCCGAGAGAGUAGCGAAGAGGAAGGAGAUACAGAGUUUGAUCGAGAAGUACGCUGCCAUGGAAGAGACUUACAGUCAAUUGGCUGCAGGAGGUCAAGUGAAGAUGAGGCCUAGCACCACAGAUAUAAUCGCCAGCAAGUAUAGGAAGAGUACUCGUCAAAGCGAGCGAAAAGACGCGUCGAAGAGCGCAAUGGCCGCGAGUGUCGUUAACAACAACGCGGACACGGUCCAGCACGCGAUUAGCCCACGACCGCCCUCCGUCGAGGACGACGAAGACGGCCACCUUGUUUACCAAUCCGGCGACAUCCUGGCAAAUAGAUAUAAAGUACUGGCCACCCUAGGAGAGGGUACUUUUGGAAAAGUUGUCAAGGUUAAGGACUUGCAAAUGGAUCACGUGAUGGCGCUGAAAAUCAUCAAGAACGUAGAGAAGUAUAGAGAAGCCGCGAAGCUCGAAAUAAAUGCCUUAGAGAAAAUUGCGACCAAGGAUCCGGAAGGCCAACACUUGUGUGUGAAAAUGCUCGAUUGGUUCAAUUAUCACGGACACAUGUGCAUCGCCUUCGAAAUGCUUGGUCUUAGCGUUUUUGAUUUCUUGUAUCUACAGAGGGAUAAUAGUUACCAGCCUUAUCCAUUAGAACAUGUCAGGCAUAUUGGAUAUCAACUUUGCUACGCCGUCAAAUUCUUACAUGAUAACAAACUUACGCACACCGACCUAAAGCCAGAAAAUAUAUUGUUCGUAGAUUCCGAUUAUGAGACCAUAUAUAGUAGCAAAAAGCGGAGAGACAUUAGGCGCGUAAAACGGACAGAUAUUAGACUCAUCGAUUUCGGUAGUGCUACAUUCGACCACGAACACCAUAGUACGAUCGUUAGUACAAGACAUUACAGAGCUCCCGAAGUAAUUUUAGAAUUAGGAUGGUCUCAGCCUUGUGACGUAUGGUCGAUUGGCUGCAUCCUUUUCGAAUUGUACCUGGGUAUUACCUUAUUCCAAACACACGACAACCGCGAGCACUUAGCAAUGAUGGAACGUAUACUUGGCACGAUUCCACAUCGUAUGGCUCGUAAGACUAAAACUAAAUACUUCUAUCAUGGUAAAUUAGAAUGGGACGAGAAGAGCUCAGCCGGUAGAUAUGUACGUGACAACUGCAAACCUUUACACCGUUGUAUACUUUCGGACGAUGAAGAGCACCGACAACUAUUCGAUCUCGUCCAAAAAAUGUUAGAAUAUGAACCUUCUCAGAGGAUAACACUGAAGGACGCAUUGGCACAUUCUUUCUUUGAUGCGUUACCUGCACAUCAAAGAUUACCAGAUCUUCGGGCAGCAGGCGAUUCUCAACAAGGUCAUGAGCGAUCACAUUCUCUCUCACGAUGAAGCUAGGAAAGGGACCGACUUCUGUACUGGACAGACACUCCACUGUCAACGACGUUAUUGUCCCACGUCGUUAUUCUGAUACCUUUAAGUCUUAUAAGACUGUACAUUUCCGAUUACAAGCAGAUUCGAUGACAUAAACCGAAUAACUAAACGAAUUUAAACAAAUAGAUAAAAAGAAA
Messenger RNA from Bombus pascuorum, 4140 nucleotides. RefSeq names its product dual specificity protein kinase CLK2 (gene Doa). Gene Ontology annotation, cellular component: nucleus. NCBI's taxonomy places the organism in Eukaryota, Metazoa, Arthropoda, Insecta, Hymenoptera, Apidae. Bases 1754 to 3961 code for a protein of 735 amino acids. Gene Ontology annotation, biological process: protein phosphorylation. The record is from RefSeq and is a predicted model, not a curated record. Gene Ontology annotation, molecular function: ATP binding; protein kinase activity. The transcript has 9 exons.